Messenger RNA from Brugia malayi, 852 nucleotides. RefSeq lists its product as uncharacterized. The record is from RefSeq and is a predicted model, not a curated record. Lineage: Eukaryota; Metazoa; Nematoda; Chromadorea; Rhabditida; Onchocercidae. The transcript has 6 exons. Bases 1 to 852 code for a protein of 283 amino acids.
AUGCUGAGAAUCAUAGCGCCGUUUAUCGAAUGCAUCAAAAGGAAAGCGGGCUCGCGUGUCGCCCAAAAUCCAGAACGUCGGACUAUUUCCGACGUUCUGGUAUAUUUGGAACGUGAACCUGUAAUGCUCCAAGCAUUACAGGAAUAUAUGCGCGAAAGGGAGCAGAUUGAAGACCUGCUCCUAACCUGCUUGGAGGAUACGGAGAGGAGGUCGGAGGUCGAAGGGCAGGAUGGAGAAGAACCGGUGCCUCAGGAGCAGGCAUUUUACGAAGAAGAGGCAGAGUGGGCCCCUCUGCCUGAAACUAAUGAUACUGAUGAGGCCGAGAAUUGGCCAACGGAAGCAGAGUGGGCUCCUCUGCCGGAAAGCGAUGAAGAAACUGAGGCACCGGUGGCACCAAAUGCCGUUGCAGAACCGGUCGAAUCGGUUCGCGAACUCGUCCUAAGGACGAGGACGAUUAAUGUUCCGGUUCUGGCGACGCAUAGAUCGGUUGCGGCAACACCGGAAGAAUUCCACCCCGCUGAUUUAGGGGAUCUUCCGGAGCAGCUCCGACGGGAGUUGCUAGUGCCGCAAGCAGAACCAUACACGGUGGUUCAAGCGAAUGAAGAGAGGAACAUCGUGUGUGGUAUCUGCGGCAGGCAGUUUGGUACAUUGAAAGGGUGGCGUAUUCACGCUUCGAGAAUGCAUAAGCAGGAUGGUAAGUUUUUGCGCUCGUUGUGGCCAUUACCUCCUGCUGCCACCCGGAUUCACGGCCGCGCAAAAGAGAGCGGCGACAGAAGUUCACGCUCUCGAUUGGUGCCCGAGAGCGUGUGCGGCCGUGAUCAACGAAAGGCAGGUCAAGCGCCGCAGACUUGA